Molecule: messenger RNA, 1214 nt
Organism: Brassica rapa (field mustard)
Lineage: Eukaryota; Viridiplantae; Streptophyta; Magnoliopsida; Brassicales; Brassicaceae
Product: probable U3 small nucleolar RNA-associated protein 11
Biological process (GO): rRNA processing
Cellular component (GO): small-subunit processome; nucleolus
Source: RefSeq, a predicted model, not a curated record
AUUGUUGCAACGAGACUCAGACGACACUAAACCUUUAGUAUAAGCCAGAAGGUUCGACAUUCUUCUAUUCCCAUAAACCCUAAAGUCUUAUCUCGCCGUCUUCUCCUCUCUUUUUUUGCAAAAAACAGAGUUGCGAGUCAUCGGAAAAUCGUCGUUAAAGCCAUCUAAACAUGUCGUCGCUACGUAAUGCCGUUCCACGGCCAGCUCACAAGGAACGAUCUCAACCGCAAGCGAGGAAGAAGUUUGGUCUCCUCGAGAAGCACAAGGACUAUGUCAUCCGAGCUAAGGCUUACCACCAAAAGGAAGACAUUAAAAAGAAACUUAAGCAGAAGGCGGCUUUCAAGAAUCCAGAUGAGUUCUAUUACAAGAUGAUCAAUAGUAAAACAGUUGAUGGAGUUCAUAGACCAAAGGAAGAGGUAAACAAGUACAGUGCAGAAGAGCUUAUGAUAAUGAAGACCCAAGAUAUUGGAUAUGUCUUCCAGAAAUGGCAGAGUGAGAAGAACAAAAUUGAUAAGCUUACUGCAUCACUGCAAUGUACGGAGGACCAGCCUAGCCGGAGACAUGUCUACUUUGCAGAAGACAGAGAGGAAGCUAGAGAGCUGGAGUUACAAGCUAGAAGCAAAAGUGAUGUCACCACAAUAGCCAUUCCUAAAGAUAUUAAAAAGAAAAUGGACAGAUCAUACAGAGACCUCGAGGCAAGGAAGAGCAGGGCAAAAGACUUGGAGAAGCUAUACAUGGAUAUGUCAAUGCAGAAGGAGCUACAGAAAAAGGGUCGCAAACGUAAGCUGCGUGAGGACGAGAUACUCAACCCAAAUGGCAAACCGGUUUACAAAUGGAAAGCAGAUCGAAAACGCUGAAGUUAAAAAAAAAGCUUUCAUGGUUGUGUAGUAUCUUCUUCACAACAUGUUUUUGAUCUAAGUUUUACUAUAUAGUUUCUUCAUCUCCAGAACUUGAAAUGAGAAUUUCUGAUGGGACAUUGUUGCUAAGCUAAUUAGUUAAUGUGAUUGAUACACACAUGGGAGCUAAAGCAGUUGUGAAACAUCCAAAGAUUCAGACCAUUAAUGAUGUAUUCCUUUAAAUAGAAAGUAGGGGGUUGGAAAAGAAGGUUGUUAUUUAUAGCAACCAGCAAGGGGGGUUUCUUUCUCUUGUGUUUUGUUUUUGCUUUAAAUAUGCAAAUCUUACUCAAAAGGGAAAGUGCAAUUUGAUUUGUUAUU